Messenger RNA from Rubroshorea leprosula, 2828 nucleotides. The record is from the annotation of a GenBank genome assembly. NCBI's taxonomy places the organism in Eukaryota, Viridiplantae, Streptophyta, Magnoliopsida, Malvales, Dipterocarpaceae.
UUGAGCAAACAAUUAAGCAUACUUCUUUCCCUUUUUCCUUCUAUUGUUUUCUUCAUCUCUAUCAUGGCUGAAGCAAUUGUUUCCAGGGUGCUGGAAGAGUUGAGUUCAGUAUUAAAGGAGGAGGUGAGUCGCAUUAUCAAUGUUUGUGGUGAUCUGGAAAAGCUCGCCAGCAAUUUUCAAGCCAUCAAAGCUGUUUUGGAGGAUGCGGAGCGGCAGCAACUGGAGAAGGGAAAGGCCAGUGUUCGAGAUUGGUUAAACAAGCUCAAGGAAGUCUCAUAUGACAUUGAAAAUGUGCUGGAUGAGUGGAGCACUGCAAUUUUCAAGUCAAAACUUGAGAAGAAGAAGGUAUGCUCUUUCAUCCCCUCUCCUUCAUUCUGUUUCAACAGAGGGAAAUUGCUUCUUAAAACUGCGCACAAGAUAUCAAAGUUGAAUGGGAGGUUGGAUGUUAUAGCAAAUGAGAGAGAAAGGUAUGGUCUUAAGGAGUUAAGUGUUGAAAAACCAAUUAGACGAGAGCAAACUACUUCCCUCGUAAAUUUAGCAGAGGUGUGUGGUAGAGUUAAGGAUAAGGAGAGGAUUGUAGAUAUAUUGUUGAAUGAGGGUGGAAUUUACGUGAUCCCUAUAGUAGGUGUUGGGGGGAUUGGUAAAACUACUCUUGCCAAAGUAGCCUUCAAUAAUGAGAAAGUAGAAUCUCAUUUUGAGAAAAGGAUAUGGGUGUGUGUCUCUGAUCCUUUUGAUGUGAUGAGGAUUGCCAAAGCAAUUCUUACAUCUCUUGGUAAGGAGGAUGCUGUGCAAAAGUUGGUUGAAUUAGAAGAUGUAUUAAAACUCCUUAGAGACUCAAUCAAGGAUAAGAAAUUCCUACUUGUCCUAGAUGAUGUGUGGUCUGAACAAUAUGAAAGGUGGGGUCUAUUGAGAGACUCGUUGAGUUCUGGCUCAGUAGGAAGCAAAAUCUUAGUGACCACACGUAAGGAGACUGUAGCAAGAACAAUGGGUUGCACUACCUUGUUCCCAGUGGAGCAGUUGUCUGAAGAAGAAAGUUGGUUAUUGUUUUGUCAAAUAGCAUUUUUGGGGAGAUCCAAUGAAGAUCAUGAAAAUUUGAGAGAAAUUGAAUGGCAGAGUGUCUUAGACAGUGAAAUAUGGGAACUUGAAGUGGCUGAGGAAGUCUUUCCAAAAGAUCAUGUGAUAGAAAAAGAUAAGUUAAUUGGGUUAUGGAUGGCACAAGGUUUGCUUAAGGGGACCCAACAUCGAGACAUGGAGAUGGUAGGGGAAGACUACUUCAAUGACUUGUCAAUGCGUUCUUUUUUUCAAGAUUUUGAAAAGGAUGCAAUUGCUGGCAUUAUCAGGUGCAAAAUGCAUGACAUUGUACAUGAUUUUGCUCAAUUUUUGACAAGAGGUGAGUGUUUGAUAAUGGAAGCGGGAAGCAGUAGUAGCAUUGAAGGUUUCAAUGAAAGUGCUCGUCAUGUGACAUUGAUGAUUCCAAAUUCUAGUGAUGGAUGUGCUACUCGUAUUUAUGAUGCUAGAAACUUGUACAGUUUACUAGUUGAUUCUGAUGGAGUUGGUGAACAUGAUGUAGAUUUACUGAAGUUGUUUGAGAAGCAGAAAUUCCUGAGAAUAUUGAAGUCUCAAUCUGCAAGAAUUAACAUUAGUGGAUGUGGGCAGCUUAGAAGUUUGCCUUGUAGAAUGGGAAAUCUAAUAAAUCUGCGGCAUCUUCGGAAUGUGUGGACAGAUUGUGUGGAAUUCAUGCCUAAAGGAAUGGAGAAAUUGACUUGUUUGCGAACAUUAAGUUCUUUCGUGGUGGACAGUGGUGGUAAAGGAGCUGCUCUUAGUGAAUUGGGAAACUUGAUUCACCUUCGAAGGAAGCUUGGGAUAAGAGGAUUGAGAAAUGUCAGAGAUGAGAGAGAGGCUGAGAAGGCACAGUUACGAAAUAAGAAAGGGCUCACUACUUUGGUUCUAACUAUUGGUUUGACUUACCAUGAUAAAAGGGGAGUUUCUGAAGCAUCUGUUCUUGUUCUUGAAGCCUUAGAGCCGCCUUUAGGCUUGGAAAGUUUACAAAUAUGGGCCUACAAAUGCCCAACCCCAACCUUAGGGGUUUGGCCCAGUUGGAUAGUGUCUCUAACCAACCUGAAGUUCUUUGGGCUCGGUAAUUGUGUCGACGUUGAACGGUUGCCUCCCUUAUGGAAAUUGCCAUCACUGGAAUCGCUCUGUGUGUCGAAAAUUGGAGGAGUGAAAAAGGUAGGAGUUGAAUUCUUGGGAAUAGAAACGUCAUCUUUGUCUCCAUCUUCUUCUUCAUCAUCUGUUGUUGCCUUCCCCAAUUUAAACUCACUGCAAUUUUGGGAUAUGGAGGAGUGGGAAGAGUGGGAUUAUGGAAGCAGAGGAGAAGAGGAUAUCAAAAUCAUGCCACGUCUUUCUUCCUUGGUGAUUGAGAGCUGUGAGAAGUUAAAGAUGUUGCCGGAUUCUAUUCUCCAAAGUACUACCCUCCAGAAUUUGGAAAUUUCUGGAUCUCCAGUUGUUUCAAGUCGCUGCAAAGGGGAAUACCAGCCCCAUAUCUCUCGCAUCCCUAAAGCGGACAUCUGGUGAAAACCUCAAGUCUGUACAAGAGCAAGAAGUCCCCUUCUAAGUGUGUAUGCUGACAUGUCUGUGACAUGUAAGAUAAACAUUGUCAUUGAUGGCUAUCUAUUUUGUUGUUCAACCUCAACUUAUGUUUCUUUAAGCCAAAUGGUUGCUGAUGUUUCUCUGCAUGAUGGAUGUUUGCAACUCCUUGUGUAUGAUUAUUGAUUAGCCCAAAAUGGUUUUUUGUGAUGUUCAAUUAUUAAUAGAGCACUAUGCAGUUA